Molecule: messenger RNA, 1281 nt
Organism: Linum trigynum
Lineage: Eukaryota; Viridiplantae; Streptophyta; Magnoliopsida; Malpighiales; Linaceae
Source: the annotation of a GenBank genome assembly
AUGAAGACCCAACUUGAGGGCCUGGGCCUGGACUACAAGGCGCCUGAAUUCGGCGGCAAGGCGCCCUCACGCCCACGGAAAGGCGCUUCGAAGAAAGGGAAGAACAAGUCUUCCUCCUCCGGAGCUAAGAACGAUGCGCCUGUCGCGGCACACACAGGAAAGGGGCGCAUCAAACCACAAAAGGCGUCGAGUGUCCCUCCGGUAGAGGAGGAGAUUGCGCCUACCUUCGUGCAACCCGAAGAGGAGGCGCCUAUUGUCCACAUUUCUUCCGACCCUGAGUUGGAUAUCGAUGAUCUCCCCCUUGUGCAAAAGCUGAAAAGGAAGCAAGCUGAGGAUGAUACUCGGGCGCAGAGCAAGAAGCAGCGCACAAGCGCAGAGGAGCGAGUCCCGGAGUUUGUCGAAAAAUGGCUACAACCACCCAGGCAUAGGGUCAACAUUGCCUGCUCAGACAGAUCUGCCUUGGAGAGAGGCUCUGCGCUUGGCAUUGCCUUUCACGCGGCCGAGGUGUUGAGGGCGCCCAGUGAAGUUCAAGGCGCGAACUUAUGGGGAGAAGUAGCACGCAUGGCUGCCCAGAUGCUCCUACUCGCCAAGAAUGGCGCAUUGGCAGGCGAGGCGCUGCGCGUUGGAGAGAAUGAGGCCUCCAAUUCCCUUAGUGUGAUGAGGGAUGACUUGGAGACCGCGCAGAGACACCAACCGAAGCUGGUGCAAGCGUGCGAGGAUGCCAAUCUCGAGGCUACAAAAGCUAUCUCUCUCGUCCAAAAGUCCAUCGAUGAGGAAAAGCAGAGACUGAAAUCGGAGCAUGAGGCCCAGCUCAAGAAUAUCAAAAGGGCGCAUCAUGAGGAGAUGGCCAAGCUUGUGAAGGAAAAGGACGAUCUGAACAAAGAGGCGGGCGCCCAAAGGAGCAAAAUCGACCUCCUUACUGAAGAGAAGAAGGCGCUGCAGAAGGAGAAGAAGAUUCUGGCCAAGGAGGAUAAGAGGCGCCAGGAAGAGCUAGAGGCGCUUAAGAAAGAGAAAGCGACAGCGGAGACGCCUGUCUCAGACAUGGCGCUUAAGGCCCAUGCCUCCCUCAACAACAUCCUCAUUUUGAAGAGGAAGUUGGAGGCUGACCAUCCCACUAUCAACUGGGAUGUCAAGGAGAUGGCCAAUUUCGUCAUCGACUUCAUGGCCAGUGGGCGCCCAAUCGUGGACCCAGCUCCUGCGCCUCUUCAGGACCCGGUGGAUGAAGGAGAAGACUCGGGAUCAAGUUCGAAAUCUGGCGAGAAGUCAGCGGGCGAAGAAUAG